This is a messenger RNA of Gigantopelta aegis, 779 nucleotides long. RefSeq lists its product as uncharacterized. The transcript has 5 exons. The coding region runs from base 223 to 633 and encodes 136 amino acids. The record is from RefSeq and is a predicted model, not a curated record. NCBI's taxonomy places the organism in Eukaryota, Metazoa, Mollusca, Gastropoda, Neomphalida, Peltospiridae.
AAAGAAGUUGAAAGAUAGGAGUUGCCAGAUCGGGAAGAAAUGAGAUUCAAAGGAGUAAAAGUACUCCCAGUCUACCUCCACCGCUGCAAUAUAGUACACUCGGACUCUUCGGCUGAAGAACUGCCUGCCGCCAAGUCCGCGAGGCAAGACGGAGUAUAAAGCCGCCAUUCCCAAGUUCACGUGAGGUCGACAGAUCACAGCCCACUUGCCUGGAAGGGAAACAUGGCACAAAGAAAGAAGCAAGUCAGAAUUACGGAUUUCAAUGAUUUAAAGUUGCUGAAAGAAGUUGUGGCCCAAAACCCUUUCAAAGACAAAAAGACGUGGGAGACAAUUGCAGAAAUUUUAUCAACAGCAGAAUUUGUAAUUGAUGGCAGACGGGUUAGAGAAAGGACAGAUCUCCUUGUUGAAAAAUUUAAACAGAAAGAGAAUGUGUCAGUAAAAAGUUCUGGUGUGGUUGAGGACUACGAUGAGAAACAAAUGCUCUUACAGGAAAUUACUGAAUUGUUGGAGGAGGAAAUAAGGGUGCAAGAAGAAAACAGGGAACAGAGCAACACAAAAGAGAUAAAGAUGAAGACAAUGGCAGAGAGGAUUUCACUCCCACUAAAAAGAGAAAUGUUAAUACUGAUGUUUUAAUGUUUCUAAAGGAAAAAAAUACAACAAAAAAGGAAUUGAAACAGGAGGAACUGGAAAUUAGAAGAGAGGAGUUGAAACUGAGUAGAGAAAAUUUCCAGCUGGAACGACAGGAACGGUUACCAAAAUUAGAAGUUGAUAAACAACAG